AAUCCCCCGAGGAGCGUUGUGGUGCUGCUGCCGAGGAGCUGGCUCUGAGACAGCCACCGGGAGGGACGCGCCAGCCCCAGCCCUCCUCUCCUCUCCUUUCCUCGCCUCUCCUCUCCCCGAGCUGCUGCCACACUUGGUUCAUUCCAGCUGCAGAAGCUCAGAGCCUUCCAUGCGCCGAGCCGAGGACUAUCCCAAUCGCCAAGGGGAAGGAAAAGGGGGGAAAACCCAGCAGCGAGAACCACCAACCCCCCAGCAGCACGCCCCAUUCCUGCUGCCCUUUGACAUGCAACCUUCCUGGGGAUGGGAGCAGCCGGGAUGCAGCUGCGGCUUCGGGAGGCACUGGGGGAAACUGGGAAUCGUGGCUCUGAUGCCGGUGGAGGUGAGCGCCUGGAGCCGGGUGCUGCUGCUCUCCGUGGGGCUCCUGGCUGGAUCCGUGACGGCCCAGAACUGCAGCCACACCUUGCAGGGCCCCAAUGGGACGAUCCAGAGCCCGGGCUUUCCCUAUGGAUACCCCAAUUAUGCAAACUGCACGUGGACAAUCAGUGCCGAGGAGCAGCACAGGAUACAGCUGGUUUUCCACUCCUUUGCACUGGAGGAAGACUUUGAUGUGCUCUCCAUCUUCGAUGGGCUGCCCCAGCAGGGCACUCUGAGGACGAGGUUGACAGGGUUCCAGCUGCCUGCCCCCGUGGUCAGCUCGGGGGCUCUGCUGUCCCUGUGGCUCGUCAGCGACUACGCCGUGAGCGCCCAAGGCUUCCAGGCCACCUAUGAGGCUCUGCCCAGCCACACGUGUGGGAAUCCGGGAAGGCUCCAGAACGGGAUCCAACAAGGGACAACGUUCAGCAUCGGGGACAGAGUGAGGUACAGCUGCAAUCCAGGCUUUUUCUUGGAAGGCCAUGCCCUGCUGACGUGCCAGGCCAGCUCAGAGAACUCUGCCUCCUGGGACUUCCCUCUCCCCGUCUGCAGAGCUGAUGAUGCCUGUGGGGGGACCCUGCGGGGCCAGAGCGGGAUCAUCUCCAGCCCCCAUUUCCCUUUGGAAUACGGCAACAACGCCGACUGCACCUGGACUAUCCUGGCCGAGCCCGGGGACACCAUUGCUCUGGUUUUCAUGGAUUUCCAGCUGGAAGAUGGAUAUGAUGUUCUAGAAGUGGCUGGGACAGAGGGAUCCUCGCUCUGGUUCACUGGGAUGAAUUUACCUGCCCCUGUGAUCAGCAGCAAGAACUGGCUGAGGCUCCACUUCACCUCUGAUGGCAACCACAGGCAGAAGGGCUUCAGUGCCCAGUACCAAGUCAAAAAGCAAAUGGAGCUCAAGUCCAGGGGAGUGAAGCUCAUGCCCAGCAAGGACAACAACCAGAAGACAUCAGUGUUAACUCAGGUUGGUGUGUCCCAGGGACAUAAUAUGUGUCCAGACCCUGGGAUUCCAGAGAGAGGCAAAAGAAUAGGCAACGAUUUUAGGUUGGGCUCCAGCAUCCAGUUCUCCUGCAACGAGGGCUACGACCUGCAGGGCUCCAGGAGCAUCACCUGCAAGAGGGUGAGCGACCUCAUCGUGGCCUGGAGCGACCACAGGCCUGUCUGCAGAGCCAGGAUGUGUGACAUGUACCUGAGGGGGCCCAGCGGGGUCAUCACGUCCCCCAACUACCCGGUGCAGUACGACAACAACGCCUACUGCGUGUGGGUCAUCACCGCCCUCAACCCCGCCAAGGUCAUCAAACUCACCUUCGAGGAAUUCGAGCUGGAGAGAGGAUAUGACACCCUGACAGUGGGGGAUGGAGGCCAAGUGGGAGACCAGAAAACUGUGCUUUAUGUCCUGACGGGCACCACCGUCCCCGACCUCAUCGUCAGCACCCACCACCAGAUGUGGCUCCUCUUCCAGACAGACAGUGUCAGCAACCUGCUGGGCUUCAAAGCAACCUACGAAGAGAUCGACCAGGGCAGCUGCGGCGAUCCCGGCAUCCCGCCCUACGGACGCAGAGAGGGCUCCACCUUCCGCCACGGGGACAGCCUGACCUUCGAGUGCCAGCCUGCCUUCGAGCUGAAGGGCCAGAGAACCAUUACCUGCCAAAAGAGCAGCCAGUGGUCUGCUCAGAAACCUGUGUGUGUGUUUUCCUGCUUUUUCAACUUCACCAGCCCGGCGGGGAUCGUGCUGUCCCCCAACUACCCCGAGGAGUACGGCAGCAGCCUGCACUGCGUGUGGCUCAUCAUCGCCAAGCCCGAGAGCAGGAUCCACUUGGCCUUCAACGACUUCGACGUGGAGCCCCAGUUUGAUUUCCUGGCCGUGAAGGACGGCGGCACCGCCGAGUCCCCGGUGCUGGGCACCUUCUCAGGGAACCAGAUCCCCUCCUCCCUGACCAGCAGCGGCCACGUGGCCAGGCUGGAGUUCCAGACCGACCACUCCAUGGAGAAGAGAGGCUUCAACAUCACCUUCACCACGUUCCGGCACAACGAGUGUCCCGACCCCGGCGUGCCGGUCAACGGGAAGCGUUUUGGGGACAGCCUCCAGCUGGGCAGCUCCGUGUCCUUCCUGUGUGACGAGGGUUUCAUCCGCACCCACGGCUCCGAGACCGUCACCUGCGUCCUGCAGGAGGGCAACGUGGUGUGGAACCACCCCGUGCUCAGGUGUGAAGCACCCUGUGGUGGCCACCUGACGUCGCCCAGUGGCACCAUCCUGUCCCCUGGCUGGCCUGGCUUCUACAAGGACUCGCUGAGCUGUGCCUGGGUCAUUGAGGCCCAGCCUGGCUACCCCAUCAAGAUCACCUUUGACAGGUUCAAGACGGAGGUGAACUACGACACGCUGGAAGUGCGGGACGGCCGCUCCUACUCCUCCCCCCUGAUCGGGGUCUACGACGGGACCCAGGUGCCCCAGUUCCUCAUCAGCACCAGCAACUACCUCUACCUCCUGUUCACCACUGACAAAAGCCACUCUGACAUUGGCUUUCAGAUCCGAUACGAAACUGUGAAGCUCCAGUCCGACCACUGCCUGGAUCCCGGGAUCCCGGUGAACGGGCAGCGCCACGGGAAUGAUUUCUACGUGGGAGCCCUGGUGACCUUCAGCUGUGACUCAGGAUACACCCUGAGUGACAGCGAGGCCCUGGAGUGUGAGCCAAACUUCCAGUGGAGCCGCCCCCUGCCCAGCUGUGAGGCUCUCUGUGGAGGUUACAUUCGUGGCUCCAGUGGUACCAUCCUGUCCCCAGGCUUCCCAGAUUUUUAUCCCAACAACUUGAACUGCACGUGGACGAUAGAAACAUCCCAUGGAAAAGGUGUGUUCUUCACCUUCCACACCUUUCACCUGGAGAAUGGGCACGACUACCUCCUGAUCACCGAGAACACCAGCUUUGCCCAGCCCCUGCAGCAGCUGACGGGGUCCCGCCUGCCGGCCCCGCUCAGCGCGGGGCUCUUCGGCAACUUCUCGGCCCAGAUCCGCUUCAUCUCCGACUUCUCCAUGUCCUACGAGGGCUUCAACAUCACCUUCUCAGAGUACGACCUGGAGCCCUGUGACGAGCCAGAGGUGCCAGCCUACAGCAUCAGGAAGGGGCUGCAGUUCGGGGUGGGGGACGUGCUCACCUUCUCCUGCUUCCCGGGGUACCGGCUGGAAGGAGCCUCCCGGAUCACCUGCCUCGGGGGGAGGCGGCGGGUGUGGAGUUCGCCUCUGCCAAGGUGUGUUGCUGAAUGUGGCUCCUCUGUCACUGGAACCCAGGGUGUGCUGCUGUCCCCCAACUACCCACUCAACUACAACAACAACCACGAGUGCAUCUACUCCAUCCAGACCCAGCCAGGGAAGGGGAUCCAGCUGAAAGCCAGGACGUUUGAGCUGGAGGCAGGAGAUGUCCUCAAGGUCUAUGAUGGCACCAACAGCUCUGCCCGGCUGCUGGGCACCUUCAGCCGCUCGGACAUGCUGGGCACCAGCAUCAACAGCACCUCCAGCUCCAUGUGGCUGGAGUUCAUCACCAACUCUGCCAACACCAGCAAAGGCUUUGAGCUGCAGUUUUCCAGUUUUGAGCUCAUCAAGUGCGAGGACCCCGGAGUGCCCCAGUUUGGGUACAAGGUGCACGACGAGGGGCACUUUGCUGGCAGCUCCGUGUCCUUCAGCUGUGACCCCGGGUACACCCUGAGGGGCAGCAGGGUCCUGGGCUGCCUGACUGGGGAGAGGAGAGCGUGGGACCAGCCCCUGCCAACCUGUGUAGCUGAGUGUGGAGGGACCAUCAGAGGAGAGGCCUCGGGGCGGAUCCUGUCCCCGGGUUACCCGACCCCCUACGACCACAACCUCAACUGCAUCUGGACCAUCGAGGCAGAGCCUGGUUGCACCAUAGGGCUCCAUUUCAUGGUUUUCCACACCGAGGAGUUCCAUGACGUGCUGCGGAUCUGGGACGGGCCAGUGGAGAAGGGGAUCCUGCUGAGGGAGCUCAGUGGCUCAGGGCUCCCCGGGGACGUGCACAGCACCUUCAACUCCCUCAUCCUCCAGUUCAACACCGACUUCUUCACCAGCAAGCAGGGCUUUGCCAUCCAGUUCUCAGUUUCCACUGCCACGUCCUGCAACGACCCGGGAAUUCCCCAGAACGGGAGCCGGAGCGGGGACAGCAAGGAGGCAGGAGAUUCCAUCACCUUCCAGUGCAACCCGGGCUAUGCCCUGCAAGGGGAGGCCCAAAUCACCUGUGUGCAGGUGGAGAACAGGUUUUUCUGGCAGCCAGACCCUCCCUCCUGCACAGCUCCCUGUGGAGGGAUCCUGACGGGCCCCUCAGGGGUGAUCCUGUCCCCCCAGUACCCUGAGCCCUACCCCCCUGGCAAGGAGUGUGACUGGAAGCUCACGGUGUCUCCAGACUAUGUCAUUGCCCUGGUGUUCAACAUCUUCAGCCUGGAGCCUGGCUAUGACUUCCUUCACAUCUAUGAUGGCCCUGACUCCCUGAGCCCCCUGAUUGGGAGCUUUUAUGGCUCCCAGCUCCCCGAGAGGAUCGAGAGCAGCAGCAACAGCCUGUUCCUGGCGUUCCGGAGCGACGCCUCCGUCAGCAACACCGGCUUUGUCAUCGAGUACACAGAAAACCCCCGGGAGUCGUGCUUCGACCCGGGCUCCAUCAGGAACGGCACCCGCGUGGGCUCGGACCUCAAGCUGGGAUCCACCAUCACCUACUACUGUGACGGGGGGUACGACAUCCAGGGGGUCUCCACCCUCACCUGCAUCAUGGGAGGGGAUGGAAAACCCACCUGGAACAAACCCCGCCCCACCUGCACAGCUCCCUGUGGGGGUCAGUACACGGGCUCCGACGGCGUCGUCCUGUCUCCGAAUUACCCCCAAAACUACACCACUGGCCAGGCCUGCUUGUACUUCAUUGUGGUGCCCAAGGACUAUGUGGUCUUCGGGCAGUUUGCCUUCUUCCAAACCGCGCUCAAUGACGUCGUGGAGGUCCAUGAUGGCCCCAACCAGCACUCCAGGCUCCUCAGCUCCCUCUCAGGCUCUCACACAGGUGAAUCCUUGCCCUUAGCUACCACCAACCAGAUCCUCAUCAAAUUUAGCUCCAAGGGUCAAUCCACAGCCAAAGGUUUUCAUUUUGUCUACCAAGCCGUGCCCAGGACCAGUGCCACCCAGUGCAGCUCCGUGCCGGAGCCGCGCCACGGCCGCCGCCUGGGCAGCGACUUCGCCGUGGGCGCCGUGGUGAGGUUCGAGUGCAGCCCUGGCUACGCCCUGCACGGCUCCCCCACCAUCGAGUGCCUCACCAUGCCCGGGGCCCUGGCACAGUGGAACGUGUCCGUGCCCACCUGUGUGGUGCCGUGCGGUGGGAAUUUGACGGAGCGCAAGGGAACCAUCCUGUCCCCGGGGUUCCCCGAGCCCUACCUGAACAGCCUCAACUGUGUGUGGAAGAUCACAGUCCCUGAAGGAGCAGGGAUCCAGAUCCAGGUGAUCAGUUUUGUCACUGAGCAGAACUGGGAUUCCCUGGAAGUGUUUGAUGGAGGGGAUAACACAGCCACCAUGCUGGGGAGUUUCUCUGGGACUACAGUGCCUGCUCUGCUCAACAGCACUUCAAACCAGCUCUAUCUGCAUUUCUACUCGGAUAUCAGUGUCUCUGCUGCCGGCUUCCACCUGGAAUACAAAACUGUGGGUCUGUCCAGCUGCCCAGAGCCCCCCGUUCCUGGGAAUGGCCUGAAGAUCGGGGAGCGCUACUUGGUGAACGACGUCGUGUCCUUCCAGUGCGAGCCGGGCUACGCCCUGCAGGGUCACUCCCACAUUUCCUGCAUGCCGGGCACCGUCCGCCGCUGGAAUUACCCUCCGCCGCUCUGCAUCGCCCAGUGUGGAGGAACAGCAGAAGAGAUGGAAGGAGUGCUCCUGAGCCCAGGCUUCCCAGGAAAUUAUCCCAGCAACCUGGACUGCACGUGGAGGAUAUUGCUGCCAGUGGGGUUUGGUGCUCACAUCCAGUUCCUGAACUUCUCCACCGAGCCAAACCAUGACUUUGUGGAGAUCAGGAACGGGCCCUACGACACCAGCACCGUCAUCGGGCGCUUCAGCGGCGCCGAACUGCCCGGCUCCCUCCUGUCCACCUCCCACGAAACCACCGUGUACCUGCACAGCGACCACUCCGAGAACAAGCCAGGCUUCAAACUGGAAUAUCAAGCCUACGAGCUGCAGGAGUGCCCUGACCCGGAGCCUUUUGCCAACGGGGUGGUGAGAGGGGCCGGGUACAACGUUGGCCAGUCCAUCUCCUUCGAGUGCCUCCCUGGCUUCCACCUGAUCGGCCACCCCGUGCUGACCUGCCAGCACGGCACCAACAGGAACUGGGACCACCCCCUGCCCCGCUGUGAAGUGCCUUGUGGGGGGAAUGUCACCACCCAGAAUGGGACAGUUUACUCCCCUGGCUUCCCCAACCAGUACCCCAAUUCCCAGGACUGCACUUGGCUCCUCACGGUGCCCGUGGGAUAUGGGAUCCACCUCAACUUCACCCUGCUGCAGACAGAGCCCUACAACGACUUCAUCACUGUGUGGGAUGGAGCCCAGCAAACAGCCCCCCAGCUGGGUGUGUUCACUGGCAACUCUGCCAAGAAAUCAGCCCAGAGCUCCUCCAACCAGGUCCUGCUGAAGUUCCACAGCGAUGCAGCCAACGGGGGCAUCUUUGCCAUUUAUUUCUAUGCCUACCAGCUGUUCCGGUGCCAGCCUCCCACCAUGGUCCCCAACGCCGAGAUCAUCACUGAGAACGAGGAGUUCAACAUAGGUGACAUAGUGAGGUACAGGUGCCUGCCCGGCUUCACCCUGAUUGGAAAUGAAAUCCUGACCUGCAAACUCGGCACUCACCUCCAGUUUGAGGGGCCUCCUCCCACGUGUGAAGUUCACUGCCCCAUGAACCAGGUGAUGACAGACUCCACUGGUGUGAUUCUCAGCCAGAGCUUCCUGGGGAGUUACCCCCACUUCCAGACCUGUUCCUGGGUGGUGAAGGUCGAGCCUGGGUACAACAUCUCCCUCACCAUUGAGUACUUCCUCAGUGAGAAGCAGUACGACGAGUUUGAGAUCUUUGAUGGUCCCUCUGGCCAGAGUCCCCUGCUCCUGUCUCUGAGUGGGAACUACUCAGCCCCUCUGACCGUGACCAGCAGCGGGAACAACGUCUUCCUCCGCUGGUCCUCGGAUCACGCCUACAACAGGAAAGGCUUCAAAAUCCGCUACUCUGCUCCUUACUGCAGCCUCCCCCAGCCCCCAGCCCACGGGAUGAUCCUGAGCCACACCGGGCUGAGCCCCGGCAGCUCCGUCCGCUUCGGCUGCGACUCCGGGUACCGCCUGGCCGGGCACAGCACCAGCACCUGCACCCAGCACCCCCAGGGCUACUUCCACUGGAGGGAGGCCAUCCCUCUGUGCCAAGCUCUGUCCUGUGGAGUUCCCAGAGCCCCAAGGAACGGGGUUGUCUUUGGCAAGGAGUACACAGUGGGCACAAAGGCUGUGUACCACUGCAACCAGGGCUUCCAGCUGCAGCCAGGAUCGGAGCCCAGCACCGAGUGCCUGCAGUCGGGGCAGUGGAGCAACGGGAACCAGCCCCCCCAGUGCGUGGCCGUCGCCUGUCCCGACAUCGGCAGCAUCGCGGUGGAGCACGGCCGGUGGAGACUCACCUACGAGAGCCAGUACCACUACAACGCCCAGCUCAUGCUCAUCUGCGACCCUGGCUACUACUACACGGGCCAGAGGGUCAUCAGGUGCCAGGCCAAUGGCAAGUGGAGCGUAGGGGAGCCCAUGCCCACCUGUAAAAUUAUCUCCUGCGGGGACCUGCCGACGCCUCCCAACGGGAACAAGAUCGGGACCCUGACCAGCUACGGGGCCACAGCCAUCUUCUCCUGCAACACUGGCUACACCCUGGUGGGCUCCCGGGUCAGGGAGUGCAUGGCCAACGGGCUCUGGAGCGGGGCAGAGGUCAGGUGUCUGGCUGGCCACUGUGGCGUUCCCAGCCCCAUUGUGAACGGGCAGAUCAACGGGGAGAACUACAACUACCGGGGCAGUGUGGUGUACCAGUGCAGCCCCGGGUUCCGCCUCAUCGGCAUGUCCGUGCGCAUCUGCCAGCAGGACCACCGCUGGUCCGGCAAGACCCCUGUCUGUGUGCCCAUCACCUGUGGGCACCCUGGCAACCCUGCCAACGGCCUGACCCAGGGCACUCAGUUCAACCUCAACGACGUGGCCAAGUUCGUGUGCAACCCCGGCUUCCGCCUGGAGGGAGCAUCCCAAUCCCAGUGCCUGGCCAACGGCCAGUGGAGCAGCACCCUGCCCUCCUGCCGUGUUGUAAACUGUACUGACCCCGGGCACCUGGAAAACAGCGUCCGGCAAGUGCAGCCCAGCGGGCCCCACAGAUUCAGCUUUGGAACAACUGUGUCCUAUCAGUGCAGCCAUGGAUAUUACCUGUUGGGGACACACGUCCUCACCUGUCAGGGGGAUGGCACUUGGGACCGUGCCCUCCCACAGUGUCUUUUGGUGUCCUGUGGCCACCCCGGGUCCCCUCCCCACGCCCAGAUCUCGGGGGACAAGCACACCGUGGGCUCCGUGGUCCGGUACAGCUGCCUCGGGAAGCGGACGCUGGUCGGGAAUUCCACGCGGAUGUGCCAGCUGGACGGGCGCUGGAGCGGGGCCCUGCCCCACUGCUCAGGGGGCAGCCAGGGCGUGUGUGGUGACCCGGGGAUCCCCUCCCAUGGCAUCGGGCUGGGGGACACCUUCGACGUGGGCAGCGUGGUUCGGUUCAGCUGCGAGCCCGGCUACACCCUGCGCGGCUCCUCCGACAGGACCUGCCAGGCCAAUGGCUCCUGGAGCGGCACCCAGCCCGAGUGUGAAGUGAUAUCCUGUGGGAACCCAGGAACCCCCAGCAAUGCCAGGGUCAUCUUCAACGAUGGUCUGGUCUUCUCCAGUUCCAUCAUUUACCAGUGCAGGGAGGGCUAUUACUCCACAGGGGUGCUGAGCAGGCACUGCACCGUGAACGGGACGUGGACUGGGACCAGUCCAGAGUGCACAGUGAUCAACUGCGGCGACCCCGGCGUGCCGGCCAACGGCGUCCGCCUGGGCUCCGACUUCACCUACAACCAGUCCGUGGUGUUCCAGUGCACCCCUGGCUACAUGAUGGAGUCAGACAGGGCCUCCUCCCUCACCUGCACCAAGGACCGCACCUGGAACGGCACCAAACCCGCCUGCAAGGCCAUCACCUGCAGAGCCCCCCAGGCCAUUCCCAACGGGAAGGUGGUGGGCACAGAUUUCAGCUGGGGGUCCAGCGUGAGCUAUGCCUGCCUGGAGGGGUACCAGCUGUCCCUGCCCGCCGUGCUGACCUGCGAGGGCAACGGCACCUGGAGCGGGGACGUCCCCCAGUGCUUCCCUGUGUUCUGUGGUGACCCAGGGACCCCAGCCCAGGGCAGGAGGGAGGACAGAGGCUUCACCUACCGCUCCUCCGUGUCCUUCUCCUGCCUGGCCCCGCUCGUGCUGGUGGGCUCAGCCCGGAGGUUCUGCCAGUCUGACGGGACGUGGAGUGGGACCCAGCCCAGCUGCAUAGACCCCAGCCUCACCACGUGUGCGGACCCCGGCGUGCCUCUCUUUGGGAUGCAGAACAAUUCCCAGGGAUACCAGGUGGGAAGCAUCAUCUUUUUCAAGUGCCAGAAGGGGUACCUGCUGCAGGGCUCCACCACCAGGACCUGCCUCCCCAACCUGACAUGGAGCGGCGUCCAGCCCGACUGUGUCCCUCACCACUGUAAGCAGCCGGAGACACCUUCCCAUGCCAACGUGGGAGCUCUGGAUUUGCCAUCCCUGGGCUACACCUUGAUCUACUCCUGCCAGAGCGGGUUCUACCUCACCGGGGGCUCCGAGCACAGGACCUGCAAAGCCGAUGGCAGCUGGACAGGAAAACCCCCCAUCUGCCUGGCCGACGUCCGUCCCAGCGGGAGGCCCGUGGGCACCGCGCGGGACCCGCCGCUCGCCAAGCUCUCAGUGCCUGCGGACGUGUUCGCAAGGAAUUCCCUGUGGAAAGGCUCCUACGAGUACCUGGGCAAGAAGCAGCCUGCCAUGCUGUCUGUCACCAGCUUCGACCCUGCCACCAGUAAAGUCAAUGCCACCCUGAUAGACCACAGUGGUGUGGAGCUCCAGGUGUCUGGCAUUUACAAGAAGGAAGAUGUGCACCUGCUGCUCCAGGUUUACCAGAUCAUGGGGCCGGUGGAGAUCUUUGUCAACAAGUUCAAGAACGAUAAAUGGGCUCUGGACGGACACGUCUCAUCGGAGUCUUCGAGUGGCACCUUCGUGUACCAGGGCUUCGUGAGGGGCAAAGGCUUCGGGCAGUUUGGCCUCCAGAGACUUGACCUCAGCAUGAUGGAAACGGAUCCUGAAUCCAUAGGACACCACUUUGCAUCCAACAGCAGCUCCGUGGCAGCCGCCAUCCUCGUGCCUUUCAUCGCCCUGAUUAUUGCAGGGUUUGUGCUUUAUCUCUACAAACACAGGAGAAGACCAAAAGUCCCGUUCAAUGGCUAUGCUGGCCACGAGAACACCAACGUGAGGGCCACCUUCGAGAACCCCAUGUACGACCGGAACCUGCAGCCCACAGACAUCAUGGCCAGCGAGGCCGAGUUCACAGUGAGCACGGUGUGCACGGCAGUAUAGCACCCACCCCCCUGAUCGCUCCGGGGUCAGCGUCUGGUGGAUGAUUGUGUUUCACCUCACUAGUCUCCAUCCAUCCCCUGCCCAUCUCCCUCCUCCCAACCUUUUGCUGAGGCUGUGGAGAAG
Molecule: messenger RNA, 11200 nt
Organism: Corapipo altera (White-ruffed manakin)
Lineage: Eukaryota; Metazoa; Chordata; Aves; Passeriformes; Pipridae
Gene: CSMD2
Product: CUB and Sushi multiple domains 2
Exons: 72
Coding region: 170-11077 (3635 amino acids)
Source: RefSeq, a predicted model, not a curated record